AUGCCGUCGAACUCAACUUCGUCCUCCAACGACAAUGCUCGUCGCAAGACUCGACGUCGGCCUCAUACCGACCUGAAUAUCAAUACAAACACUUCAUCCCUUGCCUCGUCGUUGUCGAGGGAAAGAGACGCCAUUCCGCACCCACAGACGCCGCCUCCUCAGAAUUCAGAAUACCGCGUGUCCCAGUCUAAGUCCAAGUCUAAGUCAAAGUCUCUAGCCAAUACGAAUUCCAACAACAGCAACAAUCGGGCGCCUACCAGGUUACCCGCCUCCAACACUCACGCGCAUGAGUCCUUUCUAGAGAAUCCCACUCCCGUCGAGGACGACAUGGCCGACCGUCUACCUCCAUCAUCCACCCAGCGCGACUCCCACGACCUAUCGUUGUCUCCUCGCAACGUCACCCGAGACUCCCUCGUGGCUAAUAUGCUUAUGUCUCUCGAUCAAUUCUCCAUGGCACAGUUGAGCGACAAGUACGGCCCAUCAUCCACACCUGCAUCGCGUACACAUACCUUCGACGAGACCUCGCCCCAGUUUGGCGCCGCCGAGCAGACUAGAAGCUGGGUAGCCUCCAAUUCUGUCGCAGGUCCACCCCGAUCCAACGGACACCAAUACUCUUAUAGCUCAGAUCUUGAGGGCGCAGACGAUUCCAGUCGUAUAUCGAGUCGCGGCCGACGGAGCAAUAGUAGCUCCAAUUUCCAAUCGAGUUUCCCGCGCCUUAAUAGCGUUCGCGAAGGCCACAGAGCAGGCUCAUCGAGAGCCAUGCAUUCGAGAGGGGGCAAACCGGGCAGCAAAAGCAGUAGUACAGCUAGUGUUGACGCUGGUUAUGUUCAAGUGCUUGGAAGUCAACGAUAUGGACGUGGGUUUGGAAGAUCUGCAAGUUUUGACUAUGGACCUCAGCAGCAAGCAGUACAGCCUCCAGUUGUUGAACCGUCUCCCUUUCGAGUCGAGUUCUCGAAUAGUUACAUCGACAACGAAUACGAUGCAGCCCCGACCCCUACCGUCCCGGGUGGCCCACGACGGGAGCCGUCGAUCCCUGCGAUGUCGGCAAUGUCCUCGUCUAUCCCACCACCAAUGCCACCUCCACCUCUCGAGCCCCCAACACUCGAUCACAAACGCAGCAGUCGCUCUUUGAAGAGCGUGUCGGGACGCAAGCCUGCCACUUCGCGGGAGCCUACACCUGCUGUGCCAGCCCUGGACCUUGAUUCGGCACCUGCACCCAAUGUUGGCUAUGGUAAAUCAAAGGACCCGACUGUGCACAGUGGCCCAACGCCUGCAACACAUGCACCUGCACCCGUCAAGGAGCGUCCGGGCUUUUUCAGGAGAGUGUUUGGAUCGUCCCGCAACAACUCACAUAAUAGUAACGAAACGACAAACCCUCCGACACCACAAUCGAAUCCUUCUGCCGACAAGAUGGCUGGUAGUGCAUCAGCACCACCGUCUCGCGACACAUCUUCAUCACAUUCUCAUCACCCCGUCCUACAAAAGAAACCAUCGUCGUUCUUUCGUCGGCGGAAGAAGUCCGUUACUGAAGAUACUCCUCCUCUGCCUCCAAUGCCUACAGCUCCCGUCCCUACAGCUGCGCCUAACUUGGCUCCCCAGGAUAGGGAUGGCAACUAUCCACCGCAGCCAAGCCCUGUUAGCAGUUUACGCAAGGUUAUGAACCCGUAUCUCAGGUCUGGUCAGAGUGCUCCGGGAACUUCAGCCUCUCAAGGACCGUCUCCACUGGCCGAUAUUUCCAAUAUGACACCGGAACGAGACGACAGGGCUGCAGAAAGAGAAGGAUAUCAGAGAGAGUUCUCGCCUGACUAUUCGCCAAGCCCCAAUGCUAGGAUCAGAACAGUCCGUUCCGAGUCUGAUGAGCAACUCAACAAGCGAAAUAACAAUAGUACACCCUCCCGCCCUCCACCUGAAAGGCCUACCAAAGCGAUCGAGUCGCGAAAUAACUCAUUUCUCAACCUUGAUGGGGCUAGUGAUAAUGAGGAUGAACGUGGAUACCUGGGUCGAAAGCAUGGUAGCGUGUCCCAAACUAAGUCCAAGCAGCCUGGAAACACUCCAGCAAGGGACAUUCCCCGACCUGGCAAAGACCAUGUUGGGUCCAGGAAACCUUCCCAUCGCCCACAGCAGUCCGAUUCCGAGGAUGAGCCAGACCGCUCCAACCUGGCACUGCCGAUCGAAGGAGCUCGAGCCUCUAGUCCAGGAUCAGCUUCAACUGGUACAGAUUAUAAGUCUGCUCUCAGUGCUCCUCCUAGCGUGAGGAUCGAAAGCUCGGCAGACCCUAGUCCCAAAGUACUUGGCACUUUCGAUUCGAUUAAAAACAAGGGUAUUGAUGAGCCUGAGUUUGUCAUCGGUGACCCGACCGAAGAUGAUCGUCAGAAGGCACAGAAGAUCUAUGAUGGUAAUGAGGACUUCAUCCAGAAGGAGAAGGCUGCCUCGUGGAUGGGUGAAGAGGGCCCGAUCAGACAACGUACACUUCAAGCUUACAUGGAGCUUUAUGACUUUACGAAUCAGAGCAUUGUUCAAGCACUGAGACAAGUUUGCGGACGAUUGGUUUUUCGAGCUGAGACUCAGCAAGUUGAUCGCAUCCUGGUGGCCUUUUCUAAAAGAUGGUGUGACUGCAAUCCUAACCAUGGGUUCAAGGCAACUGAUGUGAUUCACACCAUUUGCUACUCAAUCAUGCUGCUCAAUACUGACCUUCAUUUGGCUGAUAUUGAGUCGAAAAUGACCCGCAGUCAGUUUAUCAAGAACACCAUGACGACCAUCUUGCAGGCUGUCGACGAAUCCGCCCCUGAUGCUUUCCACCGCCCAAGCAUUCUUCCAGACAAGAACGGUCUUGCGGCUGGUGAGAACCAGGAUCCGCCUUCUGAGCAGGAUCGACGUUCUUUUAGAAACUCUUUUAGACCCCCAGCUCGUGCGGACUCGGGUACCCUACCAGGUGAAGGCACUGAAGACUGCGGCCCCUUAGUCAAGUCACGAUUUAAUGGCACGAGAAAGGCCUGGGAAGAACAGAUAGAAACUGUCCUCAAGGGAAUCUAUACCUCUAUCAGAGAUGAACGGCUGCCCUUGUUUGGUGCUGAAUCUGAGAAGAACGCCAGCCUACAGCCUUCCCACAGUGGAGGACUCUCUGUAAUGGGGAUGCUCAAGAGAACUCCCAGUGUCCUUAGUAAGGCUCCUUCGGAGAGCCAGCUAUCUGUUCGCGGCCGCAUCAAUGAGAACGGUCGAGCCAAUACGGCAAGGUGGACAUCCAAGAGUCGAUCUCGCGCUGGCAUGAGCCGCAACGGCUUCUCUUCGAGUCGUACAAGUUUCGACGAUGGCAAUUCGCUGUGGAGUCCCACGCCGUCCUCUGCCACAUGGAGCCGCCACUCACUUGGAAGGACUCAAACAUCUGUUUCACAAGACUCCUUUGGCUCUCACCUUCCUCGAGGUGACUAUCAGCAAUCGAUCGGUUUCGCAAAUGCAUUGAGCCAAGCCAUCAUUCGAGAUGAAGAAAUGUACGGUGACGGUGCCCCAUCUAUUAUGAGUUCUGAGAUUCCGGCAACUCAACUCCUUGAAGAUGAGUCUCUUGAACUUGCUGGGCCGCCGUGGGUCAAGGAAGGAAUGGUCACUCACAAACACCACCUAGAUGGCGUGGAUAAGAAGGCCAAGGCCAGAAAUUGGUCCGAAGUCUUUGCUGUCAUUCAAAAGGGACAGCUGAAUCUGUUCUCAUUCCAACCUAACAAAUCUGUCCGUUCGAGAAACCGUGGCAGAAACGCUGGCGGUGCCCCUGCUAUUGUCGGUGGUGGCAAUUGGCAAGAUAACGCAACGAAUCUGGGCUGCUAUAACCUACGACAGACUCUCGCAUCUGCGCUUCCACCGCCAGGUUAUUCUCGGGCUCGCCCACAUGUAUGGGCGUUGAGCCUCCCUAACGGCGCCGUUCACCUAUUCCAAGUUGGUACACCCGAGAUCUGCAAGGAAUUCGUUAUUACAGCCAACUACUGGAGCGCUCGUUUGAGUACCCAUCCAUUGACUGGUGGUAUAAGUAACAUUGAGUACGGAUGGAGUGAGGCCAUUGUGAACAACGCUUUGGUAUCGGCCAUCAACGAGACUACGACUGGCAAGACCUCGCGUCCCGGAAGCAGCGCAGCACAUGGCCGGAGGUCAAGUGUUAACAGUGGUAGCUUCCGAGGAUCAAGCUUUGAUCACGUUGCGGGUGCUUUCACCAACAACAGUGGACGUGGUAAGCUACCAGGCGAUCGGAUUCACAUUGCCGAAUGGGCACCACCCACCCAGAGCAUGCGGCCCAGCAAUCAGCCUGAAGCGGAGCAGCUUCAGACUCUGGACACCUAUGUCAAAGGUAUCGAGGCAGAACUACAGACACACAACCGACUCCGCAGCCCUAUGCUUCUGGCUUUUACCCCUAGAGGUAGCAACGCUGUGAAGGCCAUGGCCAACUGGGAGCGCAAGAGCGCGUACCUCCUACGCGAAAUCGUCAAGUUCACAACAUACGUUGACUGCCUUCGACAAGCUGAUUCGAGGAAACAAGAAAUCUACCACGAGAGGGACUUGGCGCAAAGAGCUGCGCGAGGUGAACUCAGUGAAGGCGACAUGGACGUCAGCAGCAGCAGCGAUGAUGAAGGAGAUGUAACAUUGAGACCUUGA
Messenger RNA from Fusarium redolens, 4635 nucleotides. RefSeq lists its product as uncharacterized. The record is from RefSeq and is a predicted model, not a curated record. The coding region runs from base 1 to 4635 and encodes 1544 amino acids. The transcript has 2 exons. NCBI's taxonomy places the organism in Eukaryota, Fungi, Ascomycota, Sordariomycetes, Hypocreales, Nectriaceae. Gene Ontology annotation, molecular function: guanyl-nucleotide exchange factor activity. Gene Ontology annotation, biological process: regulation of ARF protein signal transduction.